AAAGUGAAGUUUCCGUUCGUCUGGUUGAGCUUUAACGUCUCAGCACAGCACAUUCUAAUUAACGAAAAAGAAAACCCAAACGCACAACUCGUUUUUUCUUUUUCUUUUCUUCUCUGUUCGCAGUUUCCAUAUCACAAAUACUACCAUACGCUUUUGUUCAUCUCUAUCUCCCCCGUCUCACUCUCUUGUGCGUCCAUCCUUGGCCCUGAGGAGGUGUUGGAGAGAAUCACCUCACCUCUUCGGAAACCCUUUUUGUGCGUGUGUAAUCUGUAACAAAAACCAAAAUCAAAUGGCAUCCGAGAACUUCACCGACAAAAACGUUGUUUUCAGAAAGCUAAAAGCCAAAUCUGAUAAUAAGAUGUGCUUUGACUGUAAUGCAAAAAACCCGACUUGGGCAUCUGUGACUUAUGGGAUUUUCCUCUGCAUUGAUUGCUCCGCUGUUCAUCGUAGCCUCGGCGUGCAUAUCAGCUUCGUCAGGUCGACAAAUUUAGAUUCUUGGAGUCCUGAGCAGUUGAAAGUGAUGAGCUUUGGAGGAAAUAACCGAGCACAGGCUUUCUUUAAGCAGCAUGGAUGGACUGACGGGGGAAAAAUCGAGGCCAAGUAUACAUCUAGAGCUGCUGACUUGUACAGACAAAUACUUUCAAAAGAAGUUGCCAAAAGUAUGGCAGAAGAUGCUGGAUUGCCAUCAUCACCUGUUGCUUCUCAGUCAGCCCAAGCUUCCAAUGGAUUUCCUGAUGUCAAGACCAAUGAGUCUCCUGAAGAAAGUUCAUUAGGAAAGCAGGAAACACCUGAUGUUCCUCCUCCCCCUAAAGUUUCUCAUCCAAUUAUUACCAGUACAGUCAAGAAGCCGCUUGGUGCAAAGAGAACAGGAAAGACCGGAGGUCUUGGUGCUAGGAAGCUUACUACAAAGCCCAGUGAAAGUCUCUAUGAUCAGAAACCAGAAGAACCACCUCUUCCCGUUCCUGCUGCAACUAACAACACUCCAAAAGCUGGCACAUCUUUUACAUCUCGUUUUGAAUAUGUGGACAAUGUCCAAUCUACUGAGCUAAUUUCUGGUGGUCCGCAAGUGAUUAGCCAUGUAUCACCUCCAAAGUCAUCAAGCUUCUUUGCAGAAUUUGGAAUGGAUAGUGGCUUUCAGAAGAAAUCAAGUAAUAACUCCUCAAAAGUGCAGAUUCAGGAAACAGAUGAAGCAAGGAAGAAGUUCUCAAAUGCAAAAUCAAUCUCAUCAGCACAAUUCUUUGGUGAUCAAAACAAAGCCACUGAUAUUGAUUCUCAAGUUUCCUUGCAGAAAUUCUCUGGUUCAUCGGCUAUCUCCAGUGCUGAUCUUUUCGGUGACAGCAGCGAUCACUCCAUUGAUCUUGCUGCAAGUGACCUUAUCAACCGGAUAUCUUUCCAGGCCCAACAGGAUAUUUCUUCCCUCAAGAAUAUUGCAGGAGAGACUGGGAAGAAGCUGAGCUCCUUGGCGUCCACUUUGAUCACUGAUCUUCAGGAUCGAAUCCUCAAUCUCAAAAAACAAUUUGGAUUUUCAAAAAUUGAAACUCAAAUCGUGGAGCCAAAACAGGUUUCCUUACUGGCUCUCACGAGUCUCAGUAAUCUUCUUAGAUACUUCUUCGCAAAAAUCACUAAACUCGCAAUCUUUAUUGUUCAGUACUCUAUGGUUAUUAAGGCCCUAAAUCCUUCAAUUUCACCAAACAACCGUUCCCCAAUUUUACCCUUAGUGGCUAUUUCAACUGAAACUAUUGAUGGGUCUUUAUCAUCAUUGUAUCCUAAAACCCUAAAUACUGUUGGGUUUUCUUCGUCCUUACCGGUGGAGACGGUACAUAUUGAGGCUAUGGGUCUUUCACCAUCAAAUUGUAACGAGUCUUCAUCAAUUUCAAUUAUGAUUGAUGAUUCUGACAAAACCCUAACAGAGUCUUUGCCUUCUCCACAAACUGAAGGCCUAGCAGAUGGUAUCGAUCAAUCUUUUAUUGGCACCCAAAAUUGUGAUUCUGUUGUUUCUACUAAUGGUAACGACCAGUCUUCCCCGGGGGGAUAUGUAGAUGACAUGUGUUUGGUCCCUGUAUCUGUCAUUCCAAGGGAAGCUCGGAAUGAUAAUAACGGCGAUUGCAGUGCUCCUAAGCCAGCUAUGAAAGUAGAUGCUAAAGAAGGCACUUCCGAGAAUGAAAACAAUCUUGAAGCAAAUGGAUUACUUCCUGAUUACCCAUAUGAUAAUUCUUGCAACUGUAAUAAUUUAUUCAAUCCAUAUUACGGGUUUCAACAACAAUGGCCUGGGCCAUGUGGUCCAUUGUGCGAAUACCAGUAUUCGCGGUUCUAUGGCCCACGCCAUCAUUCAAGAGAACGCUGGGGAAAUGGAGAGGAUGAAGAAGAUAUGCCUUGCUGGCGUUCUGUACAAGAAACUGUACCUACUGGGGUGGCUGCGGGGCUGUAUAAUCUUGGGAACACAUGCUUUAUUAAUGCAGUCCUACAAAGUUUUACGCAUACUGUGCCACUUGUUAAGGCUCUCCGUUCUUGCAAUCAUGUGAUGCCUUGCCAGCGUGGUGUUGAAGGAUUUUGUGCCGUCUGUGCUCUUCGAGAUCAUAUUGAACUUUCUUUAACCUCUUCUGGAAAAGCUGUAUCACCUUCCAAAAUUGUUGAUAAUUUGAAACAGAUUUCAUCUUGUUUUGAGAAAUACCAGCAGGAAGAUGCUCAUGAAUUCCUUCAAUGCUUAUUAGAUAAGCUUGAAAGGUGUUGUCUGGAUCCAGGUCUGAGUGACGAGGCAUCAUCUUCCCCAGAGAAUAACAUAGUUGAGCGGGUAUUUGGGGGUCGCCUUGUAAGCAAAUUGCGAUGUUGCAAUUGUGGUCACUGUUCUGAUAAGUAUGAACCCCUUAUUGACCUGAGUUUGGAGAUUGAAGACGUGGGAAAUCUUCAAAGUGCUUUAGAGUCUUUCACCAAGGUAGAGAAAAUUGAAGAUGUUGAUUCAAAGUUUAUAUGCAACCACUGUAAGGAGGAGGGGUCCAGGGAGAAGCAGCUUAUGCUUGACCAGGCUCCUUCUGUAUCUGCUUUGCAUUUAAAGAGAUUCAAGACUGAUGGAUCCUUCAUUGAAAAGAUUGACAAACAUGUGGAGUUUCCAUUAGAAUUGAACUUAAAACCCUACACCAAAAGCAGUCAAGACUGUAAUAAGAACCAGGUUGACUUGAAGUAUCAACUUUAUGCAAUCGUGGUGCAUAAUGGAUUGUCACCCACUUCUGGGCAUUACUUUUGUUUUGUUCGAUCCUCUCCAAGCACAUGGCAUAAGCUGGAUGACUGCAGGGUUGUUAAAGUUGAAGAAGAGGAGGUGUUAUCUCAAGCUGCCUACAUUUUGUUUUAUGUUAGAGAUGGGACACCCUGGUUUUCCAGUUUGAUAGAACUAGAGAAGGAUUCCUCGGAUCCUAGCAUUUCAAAUACUUCACCCAAGUCAGUUCUAGAUAGAAUGGUGACUGGAUCUACAGCAUGUCCUCUCUGGGAGAAUUUUGAUCAGUGCAAAGCUGAGAGUCUUGAUCACCACAAAUCCAGUGUAUCUAUCAGUGAUGUUGAGAAGACUUCAAAUCACUUCUCUUGCGUGACAGUGGUUGAAAAGGAUGAAAUCAAUGCAAUUGGGAAUGGGGCUGAGGGGAUUUCUGCUCAGAUUUUGUGUGGAUCUGGAAACAGUGGACCAAAAUUAUGCUAUGAGUCGUCCAGGGCUGAUGUUUCAAUGACUGAUGUUUCUGUGUCACUUGAAGCCACAAAUUCUCAUGAAAUUUUACAUGAUGAGAAGUUAGGUCAGGGCGCUGGCACAUCUGGAAGAAACGAUGUUGAUCCCCUAAUGCCACCUAGAUCAUCAAGUCCGGAUCUGAAUUUUGGAGGGGUGCCAAGUGCCAAAAAACAUAUCAGACGAGAUCAUUUAAAGGUGGAGCGUUUGAUAGAUUUCAAAAAGCCAAAAAAGGCCAUGAGGAAUCAUAGAGAAGAAGCUCUUAGAUAUGUUAGUAAGAAUAUGGCUGCAUCGAGGCGCUCCAAACUUAUUGAUGCUAUACUUCCCCAAAAUGACAAGAAAAGAAGACUAAGAUCAUCAUCAUCAUCAUGUAAACAGGCCAGCCCUCCUGGUGCUCGCUCUAAAAUCUCUCAACGUUCUGCAGUUUUGCACUGAGCAUUUAUAGAGUUUUGCUGAGAGUUAUUGGUCAGUAUAGUUUCUUUUAGCUGGGAGGUUAUCUUGGUUAUUCUCUACUGUGCUGGUUUUUCUAUCAUGUAUAGUUAAUUUGACGUUUUUAGCUGUUUGAGAAACCAGAAAGAUCAGCACUGACUCUUACAGCAACGUGGCUCACCGACUGUCAUAUCAUAUCAAUUUAAUUAGGGUCGGUUCAAAAGUUUUAUGAA
Messenger RNA from Ricinus communis (castor bean), 4368 nucleotides. RefSeq lists its product as uncharacterized. Gene Ontology annotation, molecular function: cysteine-type deubiquitinase activity; GTPase activator activity. NCBI's taxonomy places the organism in Eukaryota, Viridiplantae, Streptophyta, Magnoliopsida, Malpighiales, Euphorbiaceae. Bases 290 to 4141 code for a protein of 1283 amino acids. Gene Ontology annotation, biological process: COPI coating of Golgi vesicle; protein deubiquitination. The record is from RefSeq and is a predicted model, not a curated record. The transcript has 15 exons.